CGAUUCGCCUCGACCCCGUGCAAAUUCGAGAGCUGAUUUUUCGACUCAUAUGUUGCAUCGGAACUACUUCUAUCCAAACUCGAAUAAAACCGUGCAUACAAUCAAAUCACGCUGAUGAUUAUCACAAGCCCAUCAACCUUCUCGACCUUGUCGAGCCGAAUGAGAACAUUAAGGCAACUGUACCGGCUCCACGCCAUAGCCAUCACCAAUGGCUUAAUCUCUUCCCACCCGCAUCUCACUCUCCCCAAGCUCCUCUACCCCUUCACUCUCCUCCUCGCGGGCCCCACCUCGUCUCCUCCUCCAUGGACGGCCUAUGUCUCCUCCCUCUUCAAUUCCAUUGAUGAACCUUCCUCCUUUGGCUACAACACCGGCGUCAGCCCCACGCUUCUCUCCUCCCCCGCUCGCGCCCUCCACCUGUUCGCUGACAUGCUUAGAAGGGGAUCGGCCCCGCCUGACUUCCACUCUUUCCCUUUUGCCCUCAAGGCCUGCGGUCUCCUUCGGGACAUCUCUUCGUCUCAUUCCGUUCACGUCCUCGCCCUGAGGCUCGGGUUCUUGCCCGAUAUUUUCAUCAUCAAUUCUCUGAUUCACGUUUACUCGGUUUCAGGCCAUGGGUUCGAUGAGUGUGCUCUUAAGGAUGUUGUGUCAUAUAAUACGAUGAUCGAUGGGCUUGUGAAGUCGGGAGAUAUUGCUUCUGCCCGUCGACUGUUCGACGAGAUGCCGGAGAGAGAUUCAGCGACUUGGGGCACUCUCAUUGCGGGAUACGUGCAGUGGAAGAUGUAGGAGGCGAUCGAGUUGUUUUGCCGAACGAUGGAAACCCAACUUCGGCCCGAUAACGUCGCGCUGGUCUCCACCCUCUCGGCCUGUGCCCAGUUGGGUGAGAUGGAUAUCGGGGGGAUUAUACAUGAUUACAUUGUUCGGAACCAUAUUCCGGUCAACCCUUUCCUCUGCACUGGACUGGUGGACUUUUAUGCCAAGUGCGGAUCCCUUCAAACCGCCAUCCAGGUGUUUAAAGCGAACCCGGGAGGGAGAAAUCUCCUUACUUGUAAUGCCAUGAUAAUUGGGCUGGCAAUGCUCGGGCAAGGCCGAAGAUUGCUAGCUUAUUUUUCAAGAAUGGUAGAUAGUGGGGUAGAACCUGAUGGGGUACCCGUCCUGGGAGUCCUAGUAGGUUGCAGCCACUCGGGUCUUGUAACCGAGGUGUGCCAGAUUUCUGAUGAAAUGGAGUCGGCAUAUGGGGUUACUCGAGAGCCGAAGCAUUAUGGUUGUCUGAUGGAUUUGUUUGGACGAGUUGGUCUGGUGAAGGAAGCAAUGGAUUUGGUAAGGAAAGUGCUGGAAAAUGAAGAUAUCUUUAUAUGGGGCGGACUGCUUGGAGGAUGCAGAAAGUAUGGGAAUGUCGAAGUUGCAGAAGCAGCAGCAAAGAAAGUGAUGGAUUUGUACCCGGAAGAUGGAGAGGUUUAUUCGAUCAUGGCAGGGGUUUACGCGGGCGCUGAUCAAUGGGAUGAUGUGGUGAGGACUAGAGCUUCAAUGAGUGCAGGCCCUGCGAAGAGGAAGGUGGGAUGUAGUGUGAUUAAAAAAUUGAUGGUGUCACCAACGAGUUUGUUUCUUCAGACAUUUUGCAUACGAAGUGUGGUGAUAUAUAUUCAUUUCUCGAUGCCAUCGAGAAACAUCAGAUGGAAUCUCACUAGAAAAUCUGUCUUUGCUCUUUAAAGGAAGAAAAAUUCAGAAAGUAAGCCUUCCCAAGUUCUGUUA
Molecule: messenger RNA, 1746 nt
Organism: Punica granatum (pomegranate)
Lineage: Eukaryota; Viridiplantae; Streptophyta; Magnoliopsida; Myrtales; Lythraceae
Source: RefSeq, a predicted model, not a curated record